This is a messenger RNA of Sabethes cyaneus, 2210 nucleotides long. RefSeq names its product cytosolic endo-beta-N-acetylglucosaminidase (gene ENGase). NCBI's taxonomy places the organism in Eukaryota, Metazoa, Arthropoda, Insecta, Diptera, Culicidae. Gene Ontology annotation, cellular component: cytoplasm. The record is from RefSeq and is a predicted model, not a curated record. Gene Ontology annotation, biological process: protein deglycosylation. The transcript is spliced from 4 exons. Gene Ontology annotation, molecular function: mannosyl-glycoprotein endo-beta-N-acetylglucosaminidase activity. The coding region runs from base 125 to 1909 and encodes 594 amino acids.
UAUCCGUCAAAAUCAGCUGCGUUCGACUACCGGUUUUUGUCUCACAGUUUACGGUUCAGAUUGGUUGUUUGCUGUAUUCGUUUUGUACAUUAAAAAAUCUGUUUUAAAUAUUAGAGUGACAAUUAUGGAUAAAAGCAACGUAUGUGAAGAAAGUCACGUGUGUCAGCCGAUACAUACGGUUGAGGAUUUGCUGCAGUUUGAGCAGAACCCGGUGCGCUGGAGGAAUCUGGUACUGCCGAUUACGCCCCGUUCUAAGUCACGCCAUCUCGGUGACCGAUAUCAGGAGAUUGAUUUCGAUAAUGGUAUCGUUGAGUUCGUCGAAGAUCGUCAGAGACCGCAGGUGCUGUUGUGUCACGAUUUCAAGGGGAACUAUCUCGCCGACCGGUACAUCAACGGAACGACCGGAGAGCAGUGGGUUGAUUACCGGUUUUACAACUGGGCCGCCGUUGAUGUGUUUUGCUACUUUAGCCAUAACUUUGUAACUAUUCCUACCUUGCAAUGGCUGAAUUGUGCCCACAAAAAUGGAGUCAGAGUGAUCGGAACAUUCAUCAUCGAAGGCGGUAAUGUAACAUUACUAAAAGAGAUUUUGAAGUCCAGUGAGUUUCUGAAGAAGGUAGCCGAUGCAUUGGUGACGGUGGCGAAGGUUUGUCAGUUUCAGGGCUGGUUACUGAAUAUUGAAUGUACGUUGGAAUCAGAGAAGAUCCCGCUCUUGAAGGAGUUUGUGUCUUACUUAACAAGCAGAUCUCAUGAGCAGAUUCCAGAUAGUGAGAUUAUUUGGUAUGACGCUAUCACGGAGCAAGGUUUACUUAGUUGGCAAAACGAGUUAAACAGUCAGAAUAAAUGCUUCUUUGAAGCUUGUGAUGGGAUAUUUCUGAAUUACACCUGGUCUCGGCUUCAUUUGGAACGAACGGAAAACUUAAUUCGAAACCAUUUUGCCAAUCGUAAACUGGACGUGUACGUUGGUAUCGAUGUGUUCGGUCGGGGUCAGAAAGCCAAACUGGAUACACACGCUACGCUGGCCGCAAUUAUGGAGUUUAAAUUUUCCGUGGCAAUUUUUGCACCCGGUUGGACUUUCGAAUCGCUGGAGGACUCAAUGCGGCGUGAUCAGCUCGAUCAAGAAAGCUCCAAUUUACGGUUUCUGAAAUUGAACGAUCGUUUUUGGAAUCUUCUAUGGAGAUACUUUUUCGUUCGCGGACCCCAGCAGCUGCCGUUUUAUACCUCAUUUUGCCUUGGAUCGGGAAAGAUACGAAACAGAUUGGGAAAACAACAAUCGGAGUCCUGGUUCAAUUUGUCACGCCAGCGGUUUCAGCCGAGUAUACCGUAUACUCCACCUAAAGAGUAUGAGCAUGACAAUGUUGGUCCGGUCUACUGGACUCAUAGUUUUGAUACUGCACUGGAUGGUGGAUCCUGUGUGAAACUGGAGGAGGCGCACCCGAAUUGCCGUUUGUUUGCCUGCGAUUUUGCGUGUGAUUCGGAUCUGAUAGUAUCCUAUGCGUUCCAGCGAAGCAAUCCAGCGAGCGCCGAUGUGUGCGUACUGUUGAAGGCGUACAACCGACGCUACCAUGAUUCGCUCAAGAUAGUCUGCGGUUCAGAUGAAUGCCACUUGAGCGGACGGCGGAAUGAGAUGAAAGCAAAUUUGCUAACCGUAGAGGACUGCCGAACACUGUUGAAGUUGAAAGCCGACGUAAAGCUUCCCGCUAUGACCGAUAUCAAUGGGUGGGAGAUAAGGUAUUAUUAUCUCUCAUUCGAGUCCCACCAGCAGCCAGUUUCGCUCGUGGACAUAGGAAUCGAAAUCUGGAAGGAUCACCCGAAGGACUACAUUCUGCUCGGAGCCGUUUCGCUGCAGGCCGGUUUUCCCGCAAGCCGCACUCGCAUCGCAAAGCGCACGAAUGUGAGCUUCGACAUGUGAUCGACGCGACGAUGACCGACCUCGCCGGACGUGGUGGAUUAAUUGGUGCUGCUAAAACUAAAUGACAUUCGACCGGUUCUUGUAAGCAUCGCUGAACGUACCUAUACCUAACCUACCACCAUUGCCGACAGCUAGCUGCAUUUUGGAAGGUCAACUGGUUGCAGCUGUGGGUUUUCUGAUUUAUCUUCUUUUAUUUGUUGCUAAUGUUUGAUCACAACGUGUCGGAGAUCUCGGAGAUCGACAAGCAUUGUCAUUAUUUUAAUUAGGUUUUCUCUACAUGCCAUUAUAUUAUACUGUAUUA